Chaetura pelagica (chimney swift) is the source of this 3024-nucleotide messenger RNA. RefSeq names its product CD101 molecule (gene CD101). The coding region runs from base 1 to 3024 and encodes 1007 amino acids. The record is from RefSeq and is a predicted model, not a curated record. The transcript is spliced from 10 exons. NCBI's taxonomy places the organism in Eukaryota, Metazoa, Chordata, Aves, Apodiformes, Apodidae.
AUGCAUGAGCCCAGCUGGACAGGGGGCUAUGCUUGCCAGCUGCUUGGUGAUGUGAUUGAGCCCUGCAUAUGCUGCAGCAGGGGAUUGCCAGGAUUUAUGGAGGAGAGGCUGUGCCACCUUGAAGCCAAGUCUGCAGCCAGGACAGGUGUUUCUCUGCUUGCCAGUCUGUUUUUAUUGCUGACAGGUUUGAGCACUGGCCAACGGGUGGUGACUGUUCAGAAGGGGCCCCUCUACCGUGUAAGGGGGUCCCACAUCACGCUGUGGUGCAAGGUGAGCGGCUACCAGGGCUCAGCAGAGCAGAACUUCCACUGGUCCAUCUACCUGCCCUCGGCCCCUGAGCGGGAGGUGCAGAUCGUCAGCACCAUCGACCCCUCCUUCCCCUACGCCAUGUACACCCAGCGGGUGCACAGCCGGGGGAUCUACGUGGAGCGGGUGCAGGGGGACGCCGUCCUGCUGCACAUCACCGAGCUGCAGGACCAGGAUGCCGGGGAGUACGAGUGCCACACGCCCAACACCGACGAGAAGUACUUUGGGAGUUACAGCGCCAAGACGAACCUCUCAGUGAUCGCAGACACUCUCUCAGCUUCCAUGGUGCCCCAGGUCCUCACUCGUGCUGAAGGGGAGGCAGUCAGUCUCACUUGUGAGGUGUCAAAGUCCACUGCCCAGCACACACAUCUCUCUGUUGGCUGGUACUGUCUUCAGGGAGCAGGAAAGAGCCGUGCUGAGGAGAUCGUUACUCUCUCCAAGGACUUUGUCUUGAGGCCAGGGCCCUCUUAUGCGCAGAGGUUCCUGGUGGGGGACGUGCGGCUGAACAAGGUUGGGAACACCACGUACACGCUCUCCAUUGAGGGAUUGGAGCCAUCUGACCAGGGACAGCUGUACUGUGAGGCAGCUGAGUGGAUUCAGGAUCCUGAUGAGACAUGGAAGGACAUCUCCCAUAAGCAAACGGAGAGGACAUCGCUGGUGGUCACGAGCCAGGGCAGAGACCUCUCUGUGGACAUCACUGCUGCUGAAAGCUCCCUAUCUGAAGGUGAUACUUUACAGAUAAAUUGCAUGGUAGGAGGCCAGAGGAGCAGCAGUAGGCACUUCCAAGUGCUUUGGCUCCUCGAUGGUGUGGAAGUGGCCAGGCUUGACCCCCAUGGGGUAUUGACUUGGAAGGAAGAAUAUGAGGAGAGAGCCAAACUGGGGCAGCUCCAAGCAUUCAAGCACAGCAACACAGUUUACAUCCUCACCAUCUAUGAGGUGAGGCUGAAGGACAAGGAGAGCCGCAUGCACCUGUCUGUGUCCACCAGCACACCACAAGUCGUGGCAGGAGAUGCCUUGAUCCUCCUUUGCGAGGUGCAAGGAGUGACCGGCACUGUGUCCGUGCAGUGGUGGCACCUGCCCCUGCAGCACCUGGGUCCCUGGGUGCUAGUGGCCACCAUGUCACAGGACGGGACCCUGAGGCUGGGCAGCACCUACCAGGACAACAGGACUCGGGGGAGCCUCCAACUAGAGAAAUCGAGCUCUGGCACUUUCACCCUGGUGAUCCCCAACACAUUGGAUGAGAGUGAUGGCGGAUGGUACAGGUGCAAAGCGACGGAGUGGUCCCGAGGCCAGAGCUGGACAAAGGAGGGAGAUACAACAGUGACAGUCAGAUCCUUGGGUCUUGGUCUGCAUGCCACGCUGAGAAGCCGAAUUGCCACUGUCAGAUAUGGGCAGAGCUUUGAACUUGUCUGCCAAGUCAGCGCCAACUACACCCUCGAGGAGGUGCCGGUGUCUGUGAGGUGGCUUUUCCAGCCCAGCCUGCCCACCAGCAGCUUCCAGGAGCUAGUCCGGGUCUUUCCCAGUGGUAUACUGGCCUGGGGAUCAGCACAGCCACGCUUCAAAGAGAAAGUCCAGCUGAUGAGGACCACCACCUCCUUCACGCUACACAUCCGCAAUGCCGAGGCUGCUGACGAGGGGACUUUCCAGUGUGAGGUGGAGGUCUGGAGGAGGAACACCCUGCCACUUGGGCAGGCAGCAGCCACCACCAGCUCUAAUCUCGUGGGGGUAAAGGUGAUGCUGCCAGAAAGCAAGCUUCAGGUAGCUAUGCAAGAGAGCUCUGUGGAGAUUGCUGAUGGUGCUGACACAGCCAUUGAGUGCAGGAUCCUGUUUGCCCCCAAUAAUUCUCAGUUUGCCGUUACCUGGUACCUCCUACCUCCUGCUCCUGCAGAUGAAAACCCCUUGCAAAUCAUAAGGGCUGAUUACAGCAGCAUACUGGAAUAUGGGGCUGAGUUCAGCUCUCCUGCACAGAAGUCCCGGUUCCUGAGCCACAGGGUAUCCAGCACUGUUUUCUGGCUGCACAUACUCUCUACAAAUGCUGGGGACCAGGGCAGGUACUACUGUGUUGUAGAGGAAUGGCUGUGGCUGGUGGACAGCUGGUACAAACUUGGAGAGGGAGCAUCAGGAAGGACCACGCUGAAAUUCAAGCUCCCAGGGCAUGAACUGCAGCUGGAGAAAACCAACCACAACAUUUCAGCGAGGGAGGGUGAGGAGGUGACACUGCCCUGCCUGCUGCAGGGUGCUCGUCUGCCUGCCGCCCGCCUCUCUGCCACCUGGUUUCGGGAGAGGAGUGGCCACACCAGGCCCCUGCUCACCCUUCAGCACAACGGUGCCAUCGAGUACCCCUGGGAGAGCCUUGCCAGGAGGAUGCACCUGCGCCGUCCCACCCCUGGCGACUUCAGCCUCACGCUGCAGAGAGUGGAGGAGGAAGAUGCUGGGAUGUAUCACUGCCAGGUGCAGGAGUGGCAGCAGCAGAGCGAGGGGAAGGACGAGGCUCUGCAAGCCUCGGGGCGCUCAGGGUACAUCCAGCUCACUACUAUCCUGCCAGAGUCAACUGUUAUGUCUAGGAUCUGUUCAUCCCCAUCACUGCUGAACUUUAUCCUCUACUUACCACUGGUUCUGGUCCUUCUCCUGGUCCUUGCUGUCGUCUUCUGGUGCUUCAAAUUCAACAAAAGCAAGAAGAGCUAUGCCACAGGAGACCAGCUGUUGGAACUUAGCUGA